Messenger RNA from Panicum virgatum (switchgrass), 696 nucleotides. Its product is annotated as protein DELETION OF SUV3 SUPPRESSOR 1(I)-like. The transcript has 3 exons. Gene Ontology annotation, cellular component: proteasome complex; proteasome regulatory particle, lid subcomplex. The record is from RefSeq and is a predicted model, not a curated record. Lineage: Eukaryota; Viridiplantae; Streptophyta; Magnoliopsida; Poales; Poaceae. Bases 132 to 356 code for a protein of 74 amino acids. Gene Ontology annotation, biological process: double-strand break repair via homologous recombination; proteasome assembly; mRNA export from nucleus.
AAACGCCCCUGCUUGGCUGCUGAUCUUCUUCUUACGCAAGAAAAAAAAAAAGGAUCAAGGUCAGGCGGCGUGCGGCGAGUUUUAUUGAGAGGCCAGGGUUCGUUGCGUGCCGGACCGUGUCGCGAGUCCCGAUGGCGGAGCCGGCGAAGCCCGAGGUGACGGAGGAGGCCAAGAUGGACCUGCUCGAGGACGACGACGAGUUCGAGGAGUUCGAGAUCGACCAAGAGUGGGAUGACAAGGAAGAAGGCAACGAAGCACUUCAGCAAUGGGAGGAUGACUGGGACGACGAUGACGUCAACGAUGACUUCUCGCUGCAGUUGAGGAAGGAGCUGGAGAGCAAUGCGCCCAAGAAGUAGCCAACAUAUGCAGCCUUGUAUCGAGUUGGAGAGUGGUGUGAUGGUGUCCAAGGACUAGUUGGCGUAUGCAGCCUUGUAUCCAUUAUUGUCAGAUAGGGACUGGUGUACGGUGACGAUGGUUGGGACACUGCUACUGUUGUUCGGCGCUCGUCCUUCUUGGCAUGGUCACUGAUUUAGUCGUUCCGCUUGCUUUUGAUGGAUCAUUUCCCUGUUUCCGUCUACUAAUAACUGAUGCACCUUGGUUAAAAGGCAGCGAUGAGAAUUGUAUGCUACAUAUGCGCUGUUCGUUUGUACAAUUCCUGACGCACCAUAAGAAACGCUGCCAGGAGUGUUGCUCUAA